AUGCCACCUGGUAGUUUGAACCUCGGAACACGCUCCAACACAGCGCGAUCUUCGCGAAAUACAGCCUUCCUGAGCAUCCUCGGCGUUAUUGGGGCCGGUUAUGCGCUGCUGCGAUAUCAGUCUCCACGGGACGGGGUUGUGGAACAGGAGGAUGUUGAAAAUGCCACAGGGGAGGCAAAGAUCGGACGGUCGAAGGUUGUCUCACAGAGAGAUGUAAACGCCAUGAUGGGAGAUUCACCAACUGGGAAGGGUCAUGUUGCGCGGUCGCCGAGGAAGGCGUCAAAUCGUGAGGACUUUUGA
Molecule: messenger RNA, 300 nt
Organism: Aspergillus puulaauensis
Lineage: Eukaryota; Fungi; Ascomycota; Eurotiomycetes; Eurotiales; Aspergillaceae
Exons: 2
Coding region: 1-300 (99 amino acids)
Source: RefSeq, a predicted model, not a curated record